GAUUUCUUUCCAUACUUAGCAGUUCGACGUCACAUUUGUACUGGGGCUUCCGAAACCGGUUGCAGUUGUCAUAGGAGAGUGUCUACCUUAAAGGACUUUUAUAAGAGAAACGCACGUGAAAUACACUUCUGCUAACCGCGGCCACCUGACGUGUCCAACAUGAAGGUACUAGAUUUGAAUACCGCGGCCCUUAAGGACUAUGAGAUGGGGAAUUACGACAGUGCCAUACAGCUUUACACAAGUCUCUUGGAAGACGAACCGAAGUGCGCCUACCAUUUCGUGAAUCGAGCGAAGUGCUACCUACAACAGGCCAAGUACAGUGAUGUCGUAGAUGACAUCAAGAAGGCGCUCGACCUUGACCCAAAAAACAUAGAGGGCGCCAUCACCGGGGGUCGCGCGUCCACCAAACUUGGCAAGUACGAAGAUGCAUAUCACUUUUACAAGGCUGGGCUCGACGUGGACUCAAAACACGUGGUAAUCACAGAAGAUCUGAAAAAAUUACAACAGGUAAUAUUGGAGGACUAUGAAAAGAGCGGAGGCGAGACAGACGAACAAGGAUAUGAUGCAGUGAACUUCUGUGGGCAAGACUACUAUCCCGGGGACGAUGUGUUGCUAAGGACGGAAUAUGCAUCACUAGAGAGGAAAUACGAUAUGGAGAAGGACAUACCUGCUCCCCCUAUUGAUCUCAUUAGGUCGGAAAAGGCCGGUAGGAUAGCCGUUGAGGCACACAAGGCAAUGAUGGCUGGAAGGUUUCCUGAGGCCUUGCAAUACUUUACACUUGCAGUGGAGCUAGAGCCAGCCAACAAAAUUCUUCGAAAACUGAGGGCAGAGGUGCGUUUCUUGAACGAAGACCUUAUAGGUGCUAUUCAAGACUUGUGGGUGAUCCCCAAGGGAGAACGGACAGCAGAUUCAUGGAAGUUAGGAGGUAAAGUAUUGGGCCAGAUAAAUUAUCCGAUAGCGGCGGAAUUCUGGCUUAGGAAGGCAUACACACUUUCGGGCAAGAAAGACCAAGAAGCUGCCAUUAUAUUCCAGAAGGUGCGUACCAGUCGAAUUUACGGUCCACUGACUACAGAUUAUCCCGUAACCGUGGACUUCUCCGGGUACGGACGUGGUAUCUACGCAAAGCGUGACAUACCCGAGGGCGAAAUCAUAUUCGAGGAUUCUCCCGCAGUGUUUGGUCGUGUGAUGGAGAAGGAUGUUGACAAGGUGGUGCCGGCUUGUGAUUAUUGUUCCACAUCACUUCUGACAGCACGCAGAUACUUCGGAGACAAACUUGACACAUUCGACAGCAGCGUGCAGGACCUGAUAGAAAGUCAGUGGCCGGACGUUGAACCCGUCAUGUGUGAAAAAUGCAAUGUGGUAAAAUUUUGCACUGACACUUGUAAAGAGCGUGCAUGGGAUGAAUAUCAUCAGCUUAUAUGUCCUGCCAGGUGCGCCGCCGCGAAAACCCUGUACGAAGUGGCAGAUAACUAUGGCUAUGGAUACAACGAGAAAGAUGAGAAAGUCAACCUGUGGCUGGCGUCAUUCAGCCCAGUUAUCCUUGCACGGAUGUGGGCACAGAUAAUCAUCGAGGCCAAACGCCUGAUGAAGAAGGACAAAUGUACGGAACCCACAGUAGAGCAUUGGGCCAGAGCAAAGGCUCCUUUCAGGAAAUUUAUUGCUUUCGGCUCUGGUGACGUUACAGCCAAGAUGGCGACGGUUUUACAGCUUUAUCGCGACAUCUUCAGCGACUGUGGUGACGGCAUCAAGUAUGAGAUUACGGACUCCGAAUUUACGGGCAGGUAUUUCCAGGCGUCGUGUAAUCUCCAAACUUUCUCCUUCCCAGUGACUCCCCACCAUCAGUUCAUCAACCGUCUGUCCAAUAUCGACGCACAGGACAUGAGAGCCAUAGCUCUGUUGAAACCACUCGAAGUUAAGGUCCCAUCAGCGGACUUUUGUGGCAUUUUCCCUCUCCACGCAUGUCUGAAUCAUUCGUGCAUGAAUAACGUCGAGGUGUGUGACGGUUACGUAAAUGAUCGCGGUGGUGUGAUAGUCCGCGCCAAAAGAGACAUCACGAAAGGGGAGGAGCUAUACACGACUUACAUCGACACAUCAAUGCCCCGAAAGCUCAGGAGGGCGUGGCUCUAUAAAUCCUUUAAUUUUUGGUGUCACUGUCCACGCUGUGUGCACGAGGGUGACGACCCCUAUAUCUGUACAAGCUGCCACAAGAAAGCAAUGAACCAAGAUCCAUUUAGGGGGUGUGGCAAAUGUCGAAAGGCGUGGUACUGCACAGUAGACUGUCAACGAAAAGCGUGGAAUCAUGGACACAAAGAGAUAUGUCAAGAAAAGCACUCGGACAUCUCGUGAGGCGUCUGGUCUAUCAAGAUGUCUGUAGUGCCCAGCCAAGCUAAGCUAAGCUAUGCUCUACAGGCAACGGUGUAGAUGUAAAAGCGUCCAUGGGUGAAACGAGACAACGAUUCUUCAACAUCAUCGGCAUUUAUCUCAACGGCCCGAAUGGCAAGUGAAAUUAUACCUUGGUGCUGUGUUCAUCGUCAACGAAAAUAUGAUUUUUUUUGGUGAUAUCAUUUGGCCAUAUGUUUGCUGUGUUGAAGGUCAGAUAUAUGACCUUAGUCUACUUUCGUGAUCAUAUUAAAGGUCACAAAACAAAAUUUCAAUAAUGAGAUAAAGAUUUGUAAACAUGUUCGUUAAAAUGGCAUUGACCGACUCUUGCAUAUCGCCACCAAGUGUUGCAGACACUGGGACCGAUGUGGCCCUAGUUCACGGUAGUUAAUAGCACGGUGAGAUAAACGGUCGCCAAGAUUGUUCAUAUUUCUGACCUUGACCCAUUAACCAUAUCAUGUGAGAGUGAUUUAUAGUGUGAUAUCAACUUUUGUAUAUACAUUCGAACGAAUUUGGUGCAGUGACGUGUAUGAUUAAAUUGUGUGACUAAUGUAACUUUUAAAAUGUGCUAUAUUUUGGGUACAAUAUCAUUUUGUUUGAAAUACAGAAACAUUCAGGCUAUGUUGAAAAUGCUGAUACCCAUUUAUUUUUACGUCGGCUUGAUAUCAUGUCGUGAACUUGUUUUGAUAUAGACUGUCGGAAUGUGAUAAGCCAAAUUGAAUGAAGACGUGCUCACCAAUUCUUACGAAUGACACAUGUGUUAUUUAUUUUGAGAUUUCUCUACCAAUAAGUCUGUGACGUCAUCCUGUGAUUUUGCUCAGCAAGCUGGCAGUGUUUUUGUAUAUAUAUGUAUAUUGGUCAUUUUGAAGACUUUUUUUGCACCCACCGUCCCCUUCCCUUCCCAUCCAUUCCAAAACUUACAAUAGUUCCCUACCUCCCCUCUUGUUUUUGUUGUAUCCUUGUUUAAUAUAUACAAAUGGCAACUCAACUUUUAUAAAUCUGUUUAACAGUUUACUGUAGAAUAGAGACGUUUAACAUACAUGAAACCAGGUUGUUUUCAUCGAGACAGGGAAAAUGCACAGAGAACGUGUAUAGAAGCAUCUCGUGCAGACAUUGUAUACUAGUGAUGUAUACCUACAUCAAACUCCUGAAAGACGUACUCCAUUACAAUAUUGAUUGGACUGUAGUCUCGAUAUAUUCUGUUAGACUAAAAAAGUUUGUCUCUAAAAUAAUAAUUCUACAUCAAUAUUCAUAUUUAUUAUGCAGUUAUUGACUAAUCAAAUUUAGAGACAUACAUUUUCGGUCCAGACUUCUUAAGACUUAAAAAUAAAUCCAUUCUUUGUAUGUGAACUAAUAUUGGAAUAUAUUUGUAUCGAUGAUACUAUUUGAUUCAUUAAGUGAGCAAAAAAAAAAAGAAAGAAAGAUUGAAUUGAAUUAAAGCAAAUUUGAGCACAAAAUCAAACGCGGUAACAUCAACUAUGCAAAUACUUCGAGAUAUCGUGUUAUUCAAGUAACACUGGUCCUAAAACACAUGGUGUAUCACGAAUUAUCACAUCAUAUCAUGGAAUCCAGGUCAAACAGAUAUUUUAUUGAUUUCUCCCGGUACAGUCUACAUUACUUCCCCGGAUGUAUUGUAACCCCUGUUGUUUGCUGUAUCUUAAUUCCCGAAAUGUACAAAGUAUAUAAUAUAUACUGUUUUGUUUAAUAUGUACGUUUUUCUGACACACGAUUUAGCAUUCCUCUCCCCUCCCAACACAAGACCUCGUAGCUUAGUCCCAAUGUUGUUACCUGAUUUUGUUAUCUAAUUUAUUCACUUUUUAGUAUCAUUAUUUAUCAAUAUUAAUCUUACACUGUGAACAUUUUUCUGUAAAUUUGAUUUCGGAAUGAAAUAAAUAUAUGACCUUAA
This is a messenger RNA of Ylistrum balloti, 4285 nucleotides long. RefSeq lists its product as uncharacterized. Bases 160 to 2346 code for a protein of 728 amino acids. NCBI's taxonomy places the organism in Eukaryota, Metazoa, Mollusca, Bivalvia, Pectinida, Pectinidae. The transcript has 4 exons. Gene Ontology annotation, molecular function: protein binding. The record is from RefSeq and is a predicted model, not a curated record.